AUGGAGUGCUUGAGAAAUGUCUCCCGGGCUCUUCACCUUUGGAACAAACAGGUAUUUGGGAAUCUGUUUGAGAAUGUUAAGAAGGGAGAAGCGAUGGUAGCGGCGGCUGAGUUGCGUGCACAGAGUGAUCUAUCUGAUGAGGCCCACUUAGAGCUCCAACGUGCUCAGGCUAACUUGAAGAGGCUGUUAGCAGUUGAGGAGCAGUUUUGGAGUCAAAAGGCUAGGGUCAAAAUUCACAAGAUUCAUGAUUCUGUGGGAGAUUGGGUGAUGGACGAUGAAGGGAUCAGAAGGGAGGCGGUCCGGUAUUUUAGUAACUUAUUCUCGACUGACUCUGUGUCCGAGUUUCAGCUUCUGCAUGUUAUCCCUAACCUCGGGGAUGAUAUCGAGAACAUGAGAUUGGAGGAAGUCCCCUCUUUGGUGGAGGUAAAGGCGGUGAUAUUUGAUAUGGAUGGGGAUAGUAUAGCUAGGCUAGACGGGUUUAUAGGAAAAUUCUUUACGAUGGCAUGGGAGGUGGUGGCUCACGAUGUUUACAUGGCGAUUGUGAGUUUCUUAUGUGGGAGGUUGUCUGGUGUGUUGCCUCGAAUCAUUUCUCCUCAGCAGAGUGGCUUUGUUAAAGGGCGGUCAACUACAGAUAAUUAUUUGCUAGCUCAGGAGCUAAUGUCGAAGAUGGGAAGGAAGUGUAAAGGGGGGAAUCUGGCCCUGAAGUUAGACAUGGCUAAGGCAUAUGAUAGGGUUUCCUGGCCAUUCCUUAUUGCAGUUAUGCGACGGUUUGGCUUUGAUGAAAGGUUUAUUGACAUGGUCUGGAGGUUGAUCUCUAAUGUUUGGUUCUCGACAUGUGUCGUGGGAUAUAAGGUACUGCGGCACUGCCCUUCUGUGUCUUAUUUGGGCUUUGCUGACGACAUUAUUAUCUUUGCCAAUAGCGGUGUGGAUUCGUUAAGAAGGGUUAUAUGGACUUUGGACUGGUAUCAGAGUGACUCUGUGUGA
Messenger RNA from Coffea arabica (coffee), 984 nucleotides. The record is from RefSeq and is a predicted model, not a curated record. NCBI's taxonomy places the organism in Eukaryota, Viridiplantae, Streptophyta, Magnoliopsida, Gentianales, Rubiaceae.